Molecule: messenger RNA, 3982 nt
Organism: Brassica napus (rape)
Lineage: Eukaryota; Viridiplantae; Streptophyta; Magnoliopsida; Brassicales; Brassicaceae
Exons: 7
Coding region: 2583-3692 (369 amino acids)
Source: RefSeq, a predicted model, not a curated record
GUAUUACUUUACGUUUCAGUUGUAUGGCGAAUAAUGUUAAAUUAUUUUAUCCUAAAAAGUAGCAAAAAUUGUAAAAACUUAUAAAAUCAUUGUGAAACCGUAUUAAUCAUAUGUAAAAGUAUUAAAAUGUUUAUAAAGUUUUAUAAAUCGGUUAUAAAGUAGUGGAUUAAAAUUUAUAAAUUAGUUUUAAAGGCUUAUAAAUCAAUCUAAAAUAAUAUAUAAAUGAUAAUAAAGAUUUUAAAAAAAUUAAAUGACUUUUAAUGAAAAAACCCCUAAACUAUUUUGAAUCGUAAAAAAACCUUCAACUAAGUUUUCAACAUUAUAAACCCUCAACUUAUAAACCGUUAACGUAUGUCACCCUCCGUCACGAUUUUUUAGACGGAGGGUAAGAUUUGUUAACAUAAUUAAAGUUGAUGAUUUAUUUCACCGAAAUUUUAGUUGUGGGUUUUUUUUACGAUUCAUUUUUAGUUGAGGGUUUUAAUUAAUAAAAAACAACAGUCUCAUAGUAAUUCUUUGUUUUCAUAUUAUAACUUUUAUCAUUUUGUUCCCUUAAAUUUUAUUAAACUAGUUAUAUCUAUCUAGUGUGUUCAGUUUUGUUGUGUAAAUAUCAAUCUAUAAUAAUUUUAAAGUUUCUAAUUUCAAUUCACUUUAUUUCUAUGAAUUAUUUUUUUUCUUUUUGGGAUAUUAAAAUAUGAUAAUAAUAUAUUAUUUUCUGUGAUUAACUAUUUUCAUAAUUUUAAAACAAUAAUUCAAAACUAUAUUUUUCAAUGUUGGUAAUUUGUUACUGUUAGUGCAUCUAAAAUGUAUUCAAAACAUAAAACAUAUCUUUAAAUUGUUUUAUAAGUAUCUCUUUAAAAACGGAGAGAAUUAAAGAUUAGGAAAAAUAUUUAUUGUAAUCAUAUAUUAAUUAUAUAAUAAUAUAAUAUAAACUGUGAAAUUAUUUUAAAUAAGUUAUAAGUAAAAUAUAUUGUGCCACACAUAAAAUAUUUUUCUAGAUCCGCCUCUGCUGUUGUAAUUUUUUUGAUAUGUGUUUAUAGUUUUGGGAAUAGUAAUAGGCUUAUUUUGGUGGGUGUAGGGUUUAUGAUUUAAUUAAGGAUUUGAUAGGGAGGCGUGAUAUGUCGGUCUUAGCUACAUACAAUGUUUGAUAAAAAAAAAAGCUACAUAUAAUGCAUGUGAUCAGCAUUUUCCGAGUCAAAAUUUCUUUAUUUGGAGUUUAUGUAAUAACAAGACAUUUUCAACAUUUAAUUUGCGGCAUUUUAUUACAGUUAAAUCGUCGAUAAAAAAAUUAUCAAGUUUUUCUUUCACAAUUAGGCUCAUUGUAAUUUGGGAAGAGUUUGGGUCAGGCUCUAAUCUUACCCUAGACAUGGAACCAGUCGAUGCUAAUUAAUAGCAAUAAAAUAACACAGAAAAUUUCUUCCAUUGAAAAUCAAACUAGAAACACAAUAAAACCAAUAACCCAAUGCACUUUUGAUAAAAAUCUAUUCAUAUAGAUAUUCGUUAUUUUCAGAUUACACAAGAUUUCUCCCUCUAAUUAUAAUCUACUAUCAAAUAAACUUGUUUUUCUUUUCUUUCUUUUACCCUUGGCAAUCAGAGUUCCUUCUUUUUUGUAUCCCUAAUUCUUUUCAUCUAUAGAUAGUAAUAUUAAAAGUCACCAAAAUGAAAAUCAAACGAAGAAGCAAAUUUGAAGCGAGUAUUAAAAAUGAACUUAGAUAACUAAACCAAAGGUGUCUUUAAGCAGAUCAAUAUGUAUACUAAAUUUCCUAUGAUAUAUAUAUAUAUGUUAGCAUAUUUUACUAAAAAGGUAAAAUGCAUUAUAUACAGAAAGUACUUUUAUGUUGCUGCGUGUCAACAAUGCGACAUAUACAUUUUUAAAAUUAACAUGUAUAUUCUUUUUUUUUAUAAAUAAGAUCUCAGAGUAUUAAUAUUUUUAUUAAAAAGGUAAAAAUGGACUAAUAAAAAGGGAUAUAUAUUUAUUUUAGGUGUAUAAAAAACGCAGUAAAUUAUUGAAAUUAGUAUUAAAUAGAAAAAUUUGAAAAACCAAAUUAGAACAUUUAAGUGUGUGAUAUUUGUAUCUUUUAAUAAAAUAUCCAAGUGAACCAAUGUAUAAUAAAAACACCAAUGAAACCAUAUAGAAAAUUGAAAUGUUUAUCCAAUUCCAUUUAUAAUGAUUAUUAAUAAAACGAUUAAAUAACAUAAAAUAUUUGAAAACCAAGCAGGGACAUAGAAUUAUCGGGGUGAUUGGUAAGUGCAUGGAUUUUAUUUUUUUGCUUUAGAAUAGUAGAUGUAGAUUUAUUUGUUGUAACUAUUUUUGCUGUAACUUUAUAAAUCACUAUUUUUUGCUCUAGAGAUAAAGCUUUGUAUAACUUUUUUUUUUAUUAUUUUUCAGAGAUAUUUUUGAUGUGGAUUUUUAAAAGAAAUGAAAGCAUGAUUGAUUGACAUGUAUGACUUUAAAUUAAUUUUGGGUUUCUAGAUCAUCUACAGCCACAACCAAUCACCCCCUCAUCUUUACUAUUAUAAAUACCUAAAUAUUUGGAGGUGUAUUCAACAAGAAGAAUUUUUUUAAAAAAAUUAGGAUUGUUAAUAUGAAUUUAUUUUUCAAACUCGUCACAUUCAUAUUCCUAGUUUCUCUAGUUCAAUCUAUAGAAAGUGUCAGAAAUGUGAAAUCAUUUAAGCUAAACGAGAAGAUUAUAUAUGAUUGUGUGGAUAUAUAUAAACAACCUUCAUUAAGCCAUCCACUACUCAAAAACCAUAAAAUUCAGAUGGAACCAUCUUUUUCAAGCUGGAAACCAAAAAGGCAAACAAAUAAUAAAAUUGAAAAUAGAAUAAGCAUCAACUGUCCAAAUGGAACAGUACCUAUACUAAGAAAUACAAAAGAAUAUAUCGCAAAUGCUAAGUAUUGGGCUGAGAAACACUUCAACCCACUCACAGAAGAUAGUCCAGGGACACAUAUUGCUGGAGUUAGAUCACAACAUGAAGGUCCUUACCAUGGUUUAGCAGCUUGGAUGAGUGUGCAUGAUUUGAACAUUAGUAGAGACCAAGCUUCAUAUGCUAAUAUAUAUGUUGGCAGUGGAUACAACAACAAAACUAAUUUUAUCCAAACCGGUUGGAUGGUAAAUCCAAGUUUAUUUGAUGAUGGACGGACAUGGAGUUACGGGUUUUGGAAGGGUGCCAAUGGAGCAGGAUGUUACAAUACAAUAUGUCCUGGUUUUAUUCAAGUGUCAACAACAGAUCCUUUAUCUGUUCCUUUUCCUUAUCCCCGGAAAGGAGAUAGGGCUGUUAAUCCUAGUAUUUCACAGGAUUAUGCAACCGGACAUUGGUGGAUAAUACUCGUAAGAGCCACUAAAAAGGAUAUAAAGAUUGGUUAUUGGCCAAAAGAACUAUUUGAUAUCAUAGGUCGUAGUGUGGAUAUGGUUGGAGUCACGGGAGUAGUCCAAGCUUCCGCUUCUGGUAUUAGUCCACCAAUGGGCAAUGGUCAUCUGCCAACUCAAAAGGAAGACGUAUCCGCACGUGUUAAAAACCUCCUCAUUGUAGACACUAAAUAUAAUUUCAUGGCUAGUCGCAAUUAUAAGCUAGAGAAGCUAUUAGACAACAACAAAUGUUAUGGAUUAAAAGAUGGAAAGAAACGAAUUUUCUUCAAAGAAUCUAAUUUGUUCACAUAUGGUGGACCUGGAGGAGAUCCUUGUGGAAUAUAAGCUUAUAAAACAGUCUCUUGUAUAUUGCAAUAAAUAAUUGAGAUUUUAUGUUUCAUGUUCAAGUAUUAAAAUUUUAUUAUAUCUAUUUGAUCUAUUAUUAAUGUGGUGUAUUAAAAGGUUAUAAGGGUUUUAUUUCUUAGUUAGGGGCCGGAUUUUUGCAUCAUGUGCAUAUAUAUUAUAUAUACAGUAUAAAUUCUAUAAAUUAAUACUUGAAAAAUUAAUAAAAUUUUCUGGCCUCGAGUUGGACUGGUUCAAAAUAUGAUACGAAUCGAUAAAAAUAUAAGAUAAUA